GCUGACAACACAUCGCGCGCAUUACAUCUCCUCCAGUAUCUGCACAGAGAAAGCAAUGUCCCCCUCUCCUCACGCCGCUACUGAUGCGCUCGAGGAAGUCCGGUGAUUGGAAGUCCCAAUCACCCGCAGACAUGCGAGGUGCGUGUCUGUGGCUGUCCCUCACCUAUUUGGCCGCCAGCCCGGACGGGUUGGGGACCCGGGAAUACAACAACUCAACCGUUAUCGGCGGGGUUCUAUUUCUGGAUGCAGAAGGGCUGUUGAACCUGUCAGACCCGCACACGUCCAACCGGACAAAUGUCUUCUCGCUGGACCUGGAUGAGGGCACGCUCGCGGACUGGCGCUCCAUGGCGGGUAAAAAGCGCUACGGGGGAGAGUCCCAGAACGGGACCGUGAAAUCCCUACUGGUCGUGGCUUACUCUUUCAUCAUCGUCAUCUCGCUGUUCGGAAACACGCUGGUGUGCCAUGUGGUGAUCAAGAACAAGCGGAUGCACUCCGCCACGAGCCUGUUCAUCAUUAACCUUGCGGUGGCAGACAUUCUCAUCACGCUGCUCAACAUGCCCUUUACUUUGGUUCGCUUUGUGAACAGCAGCUGGGGGUUCGGGAAGGGUAUGUGCCACAUCAGCCGGUUCGUCCAGUACUGCUCCCUGCACGUAUCCACACUCACUCUCACGGCAAUCGCGCUGGACAGACGCCAGGUCAUUCUCCACCCUCUGAGGCCCCGCAUGUCCCCGACUCGUGGCGUUGUGUGUGUGAUUCUCAUCUGGGUCAUGGCCAGCUGCUUCUCCUUGCCUCAUGCUAUCUACCAGAAGCUCCUAACCUUCGUGUACAGUAAGGAGAAGGUGCGCAGCCUUUGUGUCCCUGACUUCCCUGAGCCCUCUGACGUCUACUGGCAGUGCAUCGACCUCCUCACCUUCAUCCUCCUCUACGUCCUACCCCUCCUCAUCAUCACCGCCGCCUACUCAACCGUGGCACGCCGCCUGUGGCGCCGUAACGCUAUCGGGGACACCACCACUGCACAGUUCGCUGUGCAGCGGCGGAAGCGUCGGCGCACCCUGGCUAUGUUGUUGGCGGUUGUUGGGGUGUUCGCGGUAUGCUGGUUCCCUCUGAACUGCUACGUGGUGCUUCUCUCCAGCCAGGCCAUUCAGUCAUCCAAUGCCUUGUAUUUCUGUUUUCAUUGGCUGGCGAUGAGCUCGACGUGUUACAAUCCCUUCAUCUACUGUUGUCUGAACCCCGCCUUCCGCAAGGAGCUAAGGCUGCUAUUGGGCAUGUGCCAGAGGAGGGGGCGUGGAGGGGUGGGGCCGGUGCUGGUGGCUCCGCCCUCCUGCGCACCCUGCCACAGAGCCGCCUGGCCAGAGAGCCGCACCGGUUCUCGGCCGAGUCAUGCCUCUUCACACCCGAGCCACGCCUCUUCUCGACCAAGCCACUCCUCAUCCUUUCACCAGCCUCCUAAAGACAGGCAUGUCCUUUUCUCCGCUAGACAUGCCAGUAAAACAGACAUCCUAUCAGUGGAGCCUAUAGUAGCUGUCAGUUAACUACAACUACCAGAAUGCAUUUGGGUUGGGAUUGAGUGAAUGAUUGAGUUUAUUUGACAAUUAAAGACGUGUAAAGUUGCUGCAUUUGGUGGUGAGUCCUGUUGAAGGACUAUGUUGUUAGCCAAAGACAGUGGAGGCUCUUGAACAGAAAAUGUGAGAUCUUUAAACUUUCAUGACAGCGCCACCUUCAGGAAGAAAUGUCUCACAUGGAUAGGAGUAGGGGUUGGGGAGGUUUAGCAACAAAUGCAACACCCAAACCAGCAACUGCUCUGUUAGCACAUACUGUAUACACUGAGUGUACAAAACAUUUAAGGACACCUUCCUAAUAUUGAGUUACACCCCCCCUUUUGCCUUCCGAACAGCCUCAGUUCGUCAGGGCAUGGACUCUAAAAGGUGUCAAAAGCGUUCAACAGGG
Molecule: messenger RNA, 1947 nt
Organism: Salmo salar (Atlantic salmon)
Lineage: Eukaryota; Metazoa; Chordata; Actinopteri; Salmoniformes; Salmonidae
Product: G-protein coupled receptor 83
Biological process (GO): neuropeptide signaling pathway
Cellular component (GO): plasma membrane
Molecular function (GO): neuropeptide Y receptor activity
Source: RefSeq, a predicted model, not a curated record